This is a messenger RNA of Amaranthus tricolor (Joseph's coat), 1464 nucleotides long. Its product is annotated as protein CHAPERONE-LIKE PROTEIN OF POR1, chloroplastic. Bases 225 to 1064 code for a protein of 279 amino acids. The record is from RefSeq and is a predicted model, not a curated record. The transcript has 5 exons. Gene Ontology annotation, cellular component: chloroplast membrane. Lineage: Eukaryota; Viridiplantae; Streptophyta; Magnoliopsida; Caryophyllales; Amaranthaceae.
GCUUACUACUCCUAUCUGUUGUGGACUUGCGCAGUUGCUCGCAACUUUAGCCGAAACAGGGUUGAAGAAGAUAUAAAACUUUUUAUUUCUGAACGUUUCAUUUCCUGCAAUCUAUAUUACAAUUCAAUUUAUUUGAGCAUCAGGUUCUUGAUUAAACUUAAAUUCAUCGAAGUGACAAUAGAUAUUAGGUUUCGAUAUCUGGGUUUUGUACAUUUUCGUAAAAGAUGUCUGUUUCGGGAUUAGCUUGUAGUUCGGCAGGCUAUUGUAUUCACUUGCCAGUUCGAUCUCCGAGAGCUUUAAAUGGGAGAUACUGUACCCAUUCCCAGAUUAGAAUUUCGGAGAGGUUGCUUGGACUUGAAGGAACUUGCUUCGCUCAACUUAAGAGUAGAUAUUACCGUCCGCGGACUAACUUGAUCAAGUGUGCUAUGGAUGCUUCAUUUGGUGAUGUUAUGAAUAACCAAUCUGAUGUCUUUCCAAGAAUCAAUGUCAACGACCCAUAUAAACGACUUGGUAUAAGCCCUCAGGCAUCUGAGGAAGAAAUUCAAGCAGCAAGGAACUUUCUAAUACAAAGAUAUGCUGGGCACCAACCAAGUGUAGAUUCGAUUGAAGCAGCUCAUGACAAAAUAAUCAUGCAAAAGUUCUAUGAAAGAAAGAGGCCAAAGCUUAAUAUCAAACAAAAGGUAAGAGAUGUAACACAGUCCCGUUUUGUGCAGGCGGUAUUGAACAGGUUUCGGACUCCUGCAGACAGCAAAUUCAUCAUGAUGACGUCUGCUGUAUUCUUGCUGCUUGGAGUCUUGACUUUCCUCUUUCCCACUGAAGAAGGCCCUACCCUUCAAGUUGCCAUUUCUCUAGUGACUACCAUAUAUUUCAUUCAUAGCAGGUUGAAAAGCAAAAUUCGAGCAUUCCUUUAUGGGGCUGGAGCUUUUACGUUUUCAUGGCUCUUGGGAACCUUUUUGAUGGUAUCUGUUAUCCCACCAAUACUAAAAGGACCAACAAGUUUGGAAGUAACUACGUCUUUGAUAACCUAUGUGCUUCUGUGGGUUGCAUCCACAUAUCUAAAAUAGCCUUUCCCAGCUAUCCAAGUUUUUGCACGCUCUGCAGUGUCUUUUCUUCAGAUUGUAUCUUCCUAUCUUUUUUUCCGUUAGGUUUUGUUAUAUGAGAUAUUUACUUUGCAGUAGAUGCAAGAAAAUUAGCGAGAUUAUUUAUGAAGAGUCGUUAUUUCAUUAUAGAACGAAUUGUACUGUUAAUUAGACCAGAAUUUUGUCUUAAUAGAUGUAAUAGGGACAUAAGGUUUAACUGGCCUUUUUUUCAUGGUUUGCUCACUGUAUUUCUUUCGGAGCCCACAUAAUUCUUGGUGCUGCUCUCAUCGAUGUGAACCAAUCAUAUUUUGCGACUCACAUCGAGUGAAUUCGUAAGUCUUGUUAACAUAGAUUUUAUGUAAUGUCAUUGUUUUGGCUUGUGCAA